This is a messenger RNA of Sphenostylis stenocarpa, 207 nucleotides long. NCBI's taxonomy places the organism in Eukaryota, Viridiplantae, Streptophyta, Magnoliopsida, Fabales, Fabaceae. The record is from the annotation of a GenBank genome assembly.
AUGGAGAGAGAGGCCAACUAUGUCUCUGUUCUACCUCUUGGACCACCUUAUAAAAGGAAACAAACUACAAUUGCAGUUUUAUGGAAAGGAGCUCAGAGGCUUCUGAUCUACAGCAUGGAAAGAUAUGCUGAAUGUGGUUGUGAUACAGCAUCUCCCACCACCGCCAAAGUAAAAAGAGAAAGUCAUAUAUGCUUCGUAGAAGAAUAA